Messenger RNA from Gongylonema pulchrum, 258 nucleotides. Lineage: Eukaryota; Metazoa; Nematoda; Chromadorea; Rhabditida; Gongylonematidae. The record is from the annotation of a GenBank genome assembly.
AUGGCUAACAAAUACUAUAAAAGCAAGCAAAAUCGCGAGCGUGGCCAGUUGUGCAAUUUGAGGCAGCAGAAUCCAGAUGAGGCUUUACGACACUCGCUGGGGCCACAAGGGGACAUCCAUGGGAAGGAGCCGGACGACAAACCAGUUGAGGUGGUACCAGCACACGAGCGAAGCGCGGCGCUGCUUAGAAAAUCAUCAUUGGAGAAGAGGAAGACCGCCCAGGAGAGUAAUAGCUAUUGUGCAGCAUACCAUCACUAG